GCUCCGAUCUCUUCUCCAAGGGCGGCACGUUUGACGAUCUUACAGACCGCGUCCCGCAAGCCAACCUCAUCGGCGGCGACUUUCUCAAAUGGGUGCCACCCACCGAGGUCUACGUCAUGAAGUGGUGUCUGCACGACUGGACUGACGAGCCGGCGGCCACGAUCCUGCGCAAUGUCCGAAAGGCAAUUGUGCCGGGGCCCGUCAGUCGCCUCGUCGUGUUCGAGUCCAUUCUGUCGGAUGGUCGUAUGGGGAGGCUCUCGCGGUACGGAGACAUCAACAUGAUGAUGACGGCCAACGGACAGGAACGUACGGAGGCGCAGUGGCGGAAGCUUAUGGAGGAGGCCGGGUGGAAGAUUGAUAGGAUCUAUCCGCUGAGGAACGCAUGGGUCCAGGCGAUUGAUCUCCGCCCGGCGUAAGUUUCAUCUGACGAUGAGGGUCUGGAGUGUUUGCACGUCGGCCCAUGACCUGACAAUUUGCCAAGCUCUUCUUCCAACUUCCAUUCACAAGUAAUAAGACUGGAAACCUCAGGUCUCGUGAACCCUGUCCAACUGUUUCCGCAAGAUAAAGCCCUGCCAAUCAGCCCAUAUGUUGGUUGUGCGACUCAAAUGUGUCCGUAGCGACUUACACGACCAACGACCUGACGCACUGCGCAAGUCCAGCUCCCACGCUUCCAGGUUAUUAUGUUGGCUUUGGACUCUGUGAGACAGCUCCUCAGCCAUUGCGUCACCGAGCUGACCAAACACUCCUUUUUUCGGACACAUUUAGGUCCGCAACAUGCACCCGGAUGGCCCCCAAGGCCCCCAUAAGCUUAUCGGGCUGCCGCACCCGUUGCGACGACAUAUGCCGGCAGAUCAACUCGCAAGGCUUGCUCGUGAAACCACACACACCAAUGUGGUAGCACCUCGGGCACAUUCUUUCGCUAAACUUUCCGGUUGGACCAAACCCGGGAAUGUCUGCGGAGAGUUACCACACCGUGUGCGCGUUGGCCGUAAAAGUGGCCGAGCUAACGGAUGUCUCACCACAGAGGCCUGCUGGGGAGUUAUCCUCGCCCGGUGCGCUUCCUCUCCCCGCACCUUCACGGAACCUGUUGCUUUCCCUUGUCUCGGUGGGUAACACGCAACGGGCCGUUGCUCCCAGCGCAGGCUAAUGCAGGGAGAUCGAGCGUGGGCGUACGCUAAAACAUGGAAUACAUGAAAGAGCAGGCACCAUCUUCAUUUUAUUAGGAGGUUUUUUUGAAGCUCGGUGUCGGCUAGUCUUCCAUGAUCCUUCAGCCACGAGGCGCAGGAUUCUUCCAGCUUCUUUCAACCUGAGCUGGUCUGGAAAUUUUGCAUACUUCAUUGCGGCCAGGAAAGCACCUAAUACGAAGCUUCCAUUAUUACGCUGAUCAUCCGCCAGGGAGCCUUGCGGUCGCAGACUUGAUCAACAACACCCUAAUAAACCAACUCCACCCGUCCAGCAAUGGACCAAUCCGCCGAUAUGGCCCAAAAGUACACCGAAAAGCCCCUUGACGGGCUGCCCGUCAAAGAAGUCAACUCUUGCAGCACGAGCAACAACCCCAGCGAACACAUGCAGGAGCCCGCAGUUGAUGAGAAGCCGCAACAAGAGGAUGAUGCGGCCGACGCCUCAGGAGGAGGAGGAGGAUGGGUCAUGGACACCUCCGACUUUCCAGGUCCUCGCGCCCUGGCCUUCAUCAUGAUCGGCCUGUUCCUGGCUCUGUUCGCCGCAAACCUCGACACCACGAUUCUUGCGACCGCGAUUCCCUACAUCACCAACGAGUUCCACACCAUCAAGGACGUCAGCUGGUACGGCGCCGCCAUCAUGUUGGUUUCCGCAGCUUUUCAGUCAACCUGGGGCAAGAUAUUCAAGUACUUUCCCAAGAAGUUGACAUUCCUCCUCUCCAUGUUCAUCUUCGAGGUGGGCAGCCUCAUCUGCGCUCUCGCCCCCAACAGUACCGCGCUCGUCGUCGGCCGCGCCAUUACGGGCCUUGGCGCCUCUGGUGUCACGGCAGGUGUCUUUAUUCUCAUAGCGUUCUCGGCGCCGCCCAAGUACGUCCCGGCAUUCAUGGGCCUGGGGGGCGCUACCUACGCCGUGGCCUCGCUCGCUGGACCCCUGAUCGGUGGCGCCCUGACGCAGUCGGUAACAUGGCGGUGGUGCUUCUGGAUCAACCUGCCCAUCGGUGGAGUCACUGCCGCGAUUAUUCUCCUCUUCUACAAGACGCCCAAGGCGGCGCAGCCCCAACCGGCGACGAUGAGGGAAAAGAUCCUACAGAUGGAUCUUGUCGGGACAUUUUUGGUCAUGGCCGCCGUCGUGUGCUUCAUUCUCGCCUUCCAAUGGGGUGGCUCAUUUAAGUCCUGGUCUGACAGCACGGUCAUUGGCACCAUUAUCGGAUUCGUCCUGAUCUCGGCGCUCUUUGUCGGCAACGAGCUGUACAUGGGUGAGCGGGCCAUCCUCGAGCCUCGCCUGAUGAGGAUGCGGCGUGUGUGGGCGAAUUGCGCUCAUGUUUUCUUCGUGUCUGGCGGGUUCUUCAUCCUCAUUUACUACCUUCCCAUCUACUUCCAGUCGGUCCAAGGGGCGUCGCCGAUUGCGUCUGGCGUCCGGAACCUGCCCAUCAACAUCGGCUGCUUCCUGAGCAUUGCGGCAGGCUUUGUCGUCUCGGUGUACGGUCGAUCCUGGGCGCCGCUCAUGGCCAUUGGUGCCGCCACUGCGACCAUCGGCGCAGGCCUCAUGUACACAUUCGGCCUCGAUACUUCGGCCGGCAGGUAUGUCGGAUUCCAGCUCAUCGCAGGUAUGGGCAUGGGCAUGACGCUGCAAAUCCCCCUCAUGGCCAACCAAGCCGCCGUGCCACCCAUGGACAUAUCCUCUGUGUCCGCCAUCACUCUGUUCUUCCAGAUCAUUGGCGGCUCCUUCUCCGUUGCGUGCGCACAAGCCGCCUUCGCCUCUACAUUGGUGAAGAGGAUUCUCGUCCACGCGCCAAACGUCGAUCCGAGUGCGCUGCUUCAUCUAGGUGCUGCCCAGUUGCGUGUCGAGUUCUCAGGCGACGAGCUGCAUGGUGUUCUUGAGGCAUACAUGGACGGAUUGAAAGUGUCAUUCGCCAUCGCCAUCGCCCUGCUUGGCGUUGGGUUCUUGUUUGCUUUCGUCCCGGAGUGGAACGACUUCCGUCCCGGCCCGCAGCAGCAGCAGGCGCCGGCGAGCGAAGAAAAGGACGCAUCGGAGGCUGCAUGAUGCGUCGGUUGU
Messenger RNA from Purpureocillium takamizusanense, 3234 nucleotides. RefSeq lists its product as uncharacterized. The record is from RefSeq and is a predicted model, not a curated record. Gene Ontology annotation, molecular function: transmembrane transporter activity. NCBI's taxonomy places the organism in Eukaryota, Fungi, Ascomycota, Sordariomycetes, Hypocreales, Ophiocordycipitaceae. Gene Ontology annotation, biological process: transmembrane transport. The transcript has a single exon. Bases 1459 to 3222 code for a protein of 587 amino acids.